Messenger RNA from Penicillium verrucosum, 3810 nucleotides. RefSeq names its product hybrid sensor histidine kinase/response regulator. The record is from RefSeq and is a predicted model, not a curated record. Gene Ontology annotation, molecular function: phosphorelay sensor kinase activity; histidine phosphotransfer kinase activity. The coding region runs from base 1 to 3810 and encodes 1269 amino acids. Gene Ontology annotation, biological process: phosphorelay signal transduction system; protein autophosphorylation. Lineage: Eukaryota; Fungi; Ascomycota; Eurotiomycetes; Eurotiales; Aspergillaceae. The transcript has 2 exons.
AUGUCUUCACCAUCUGACAUCAAAGACAACGGCGGCUGGACGGUCAUUUACGAUGACCGUAACGAGGAUGACCCAAAUUGCAAGAAAGAAGAGAAGCAGUCUCUCGCGCGAACGUUAUCUAUACCGAAGGCCAUGUGUAUCAUGCCUGACAACAAGACUGAGAUAUCCACAGUAGCUGAGCUGCCAUCCCCGAAGUUGAAACUGCCUCAGCUGGGGACUGACUCGGCGGAAAGAGUCUUUCCUGUUCGCUCAGUUGUCUCGUUUGAUUCCACACCGUCAUCCGCCCUCCAGACACCUUCCCUUGAUAAGCUUGAAACACCGAUAUCUCCUUUUCCGGACACAUGGAGCGCAGGCUUCACCAAUGAACAAGCCGCCCCUCAACAUAAGAAUUCACCCGAGAAGAGAAUGAAUUCUGAUGGUGGUGCCCCGGAUAGGCCCGACUCUCUCGUUCGACUGAAUCAAAAGAGUGGUGGCGGGGGCGAUGUUUCACCAGUGCUCAAAGGGCAAUCUUACGCCAGUCAUAAUCAUGACCAUUUGGAACAAUUGAAAAGCACUGUGCAAAACGGUGGCGAAAUCCUUGACUUCCACAAGACAACAACGGGAAUUUACUACUCGCAUGAAGAUGAAGAGGACAUUUUCAUUCAGUCAUUCGGUGCGCUCGUUGUGAUGACAGAGUCUAACGGUAACUUCGAAGUGCAGAUAGCGAGUGACAACACCAAGGAAAUCAUUGGGCAUUCUCCUGAUAACCUCUUCGAGCUUCAAACGUUUUGUGGUAUAUUGCCGUCCUGGCAACAGAGCAACUUUCUUGCUCAUGCUCAAUUUGUUUUGAGUGAUGACUACUCAAUCGAGGACUCUGGCCCGGAGGUUUUCUUUCUUUCUGUUUUAUCAUCUGACGGGUAUACCCAGGGUACUUGGUGUACCAUGCAUACCAGCACUGUAUAUAAGAACUAUGUGAUCUGUGAGCUACAACCUGAGGCUCAGGAAAGAAAGGAUUCCGACAUGGAGAAUCCCGAGAGUCAAACGACAACAUCAGAUAGUCGAAACUUGGAUAUGACUUAUGGGGCAUUUCUCGAGGAUGUACGUCCUCCGGGGGAAAGCCUUAAUACCAGAACCAGCAAAGUUCCAGAGUCAUCAGAGCUUCUCAACAAUGUCCCUCGAAUUGUCCAGCGCCUGGCAAAUUCUCAAACAUUGGAAGUACUCGUUCAACAUGCCAUUGCCACUUUGCAAAGUCUCAUUCAAUUCGACAGAACGACCAUGUAUCAUUUCGAUAGUGAUCGCAACGGAAUCGUGGUCGCUGAUGCGGUUGACACUUCGUCGGGCCUAACAUCGUACGAAGGCAUGCGGUUUCCGGAAUCGACCUUCCCCGACGGCGUGAAGAAACUAUAUACACGCAAUACUGUAUGUGCCUCUUUUUCUGGGAGCCAGGGCACUUCAAAGCUUGUGUAUCGGGCUUCCACCAACAAAAGGGCCCUCGACAUGUCAAAUACCUAUCUCUCUGCAGCACGUGCGCUCCCAACGCCGCACCCCGAUAAUCCCGUCAAGGCUUGUUUGUCAAUUCAAGUCAAGGUUUUUGGCAAGCUUUGGGGACUCAUAUCCUGUCAGUCUUACAACAGUAGCCAAAGACUCCAUCCGCUCAUCCAGAAGGUUUGCUGGUUUGUGGCCGAGGCGGUUUCAAGUAACAUUGAGCGCCUGUCCUACACCUUGCCGUUCCAAUUUCGAGGGCCGGGCAUCUCCUUGGACAAAGUGAGCACACCUCAGACUAUCAAGACUCCACCUGGUGAUCUUCUCAGUCUGUUCGGAGCAGAUUACGCUGCAGCGUCGAUUAUGGGCGAGUCCAAGAUAUUGGGGAAACCGGUUGACUCGCAGGAAGUUCUGGCAUUGUUUGAAUACAUGAAAGCUAAAGAGAACGAUACUGUGUUUUGGUCCGGAGAUAUCGCUACCGAUUUUCAGGAUCUCAACUACUCGCCCGGCUUUCAUCAUCUUUCCGGCUUGCUUUACGUUCCUCUUUCAGUGGACGGCCGUGAUUUUAUUAUCUUCUUUCGGGCUGAUUUAGAAAGUGGUAACCUCGCGUCUGAUUCAGAGCGAUCAAGUCGACAACAUGAGUGGUCAUCAGCAGAGUUUGGAAAGGCAUCUGUUCUGUCUUUGCUGUAUCGCACUUUCACUGAUAUAUGGCAAGAGAAAGAAGCUACAUUGCAGAACAACCAGUUGAUGAGGCUUUUACUCGCUAAUUCCGCGCACGAGUUCAGAACACCACUCAAUGCCAUCAUCAACUACCUAGAAAUUGUUCUUGACGGAUCUCUAGAUCAAGAGACACGGGAUCACAUUUCCAGAUCUCACUCGGCCUCCAAGUCGUUGGUGUACAUCAUCAAUGACCUCCUAGACCUCACAAAUGCCGAAAACGGACAACGUUUAAUAAAGGACGAGACAUUCGAUCUAUCAGAGACCCUCACGGAAGCAACAGACAUAUUCUGGGAAGAAGCAAGACAGAAGCAUGUCGAUCUGCAAGUAGUCCAACAUGCAGUCCUACCUCCCGUCCUUGGAGAUCAACGACGGGUACGCCAGGUGAUCACCAACCUGAUUAGCAAUGCGAUACAGCACACAUCCACGGGAGCAGUAACGAUCGAGUCUUGUGUCGUACCGGAGCCGCUGGAGCCAGAUCAUAUUUGUGUUGAAGUAGCAAUACACGAUACUGGGUCUGGCAUGUCCCAAGAGACUGUCGAGACAUUGUUCUGCGAGCUGGAACAAGUUUCCAACAAGGGAUACAUGCAGAAUCCCAAGUCAUACGAACGUACUUCCAGUGGCCAAGCGACUGAAUGUGUGCUUGGUUUGGGUCUCGCGCUAGUAGCCCGAAUCGUGCGCAAUAUGAACGGCCAGCUAAGCCUGAAGUCAGAAGAAGGCAAGGGAAGCUGCUUCAAGAUAAGGCUUGCGUUUCCUCUUCCGGAUGAAUAUAGUGGUCAAAAGCAGAACUUAUGCAGUACGUCAAACAAACCUCCGCAGGAAGAUGAAAGAAAACAAGACCCAAAGCAAAACACCAUAUCCUCAAGUUGCAUGACAAGCCAGAAAGCAGACGGUAUUCCGUGUGAAUGUGGUCAAACUUCUGAGUUUGAAUCAGCUGGAUCCAUCGUUAACGUCGAUGUAAGCCUGAAAACCGGCGAAUCAAGAAACCUCUCUCUUUCUGGCGAACCACUCAGACAGAGCAACAAGCCAGAUAAACCAACCACUUCCCUUCCAAAGAAAGACCUCAGUCAAUCAUCAGAAGUAUCCAAAUCUCAUAUCAGAGAAACCUUGUCGAUCUCACCAACAAAACCUCCAACAACCCAACCAAGCCCCUCUCCCACAAUGGACUGGAACCUCCACGUCCUCGUCGCGGAAGACGACCCAACCAACAGCACGAUUGUCCAAAAGCGCCUCGAAAAGCUUGGUCACACGGUACACAUGACAAGCAACGGAAAAGAAUGCGCAUAUGCGUACAAAGCGAAUCCCACUGCUUUCAAUGUAGUGCUGAUGGAUCUACAAAUGCCUAUCGUCGAUGGCCUCGGUGCAACACAGAUGAUACGCGAAUACGAGCAGCAAGAGCUAGCUAACGAGACCACGCCUGCACCUCGAAUUCCCAUUUUUGCUGUCUCGGCUUCCUUGCUCGAGGAUAAUCGCAAAAUGUAUAUGGAGUCGGGCUUUGAUGGGUGGGUUAUGAAGCCGAUUGAUUUCCACAGGGUUGAUCGGUUGCUUGGGGGUGUUAAGCUUCAAUGGGUGCGGGAGGAGGUUGUUUAUCGGCCUGGUGUGUGGGAGGCCGGGGGGUGGUUUGAGGCGUAG